AUUUUCAGGCGAGAGGAGGAGGAAAAUAAGGGCGACGGAGAUAAAAAACCAGAGAGGUUCCAAUGGAGGACGAUGAAGUGAGCCAGCGAAGUAAACAUGAAGAAAAAUAUUCUGAUGAAAGAAGAGAACAAAAAGAAACCGAUUUUCCCUCGCAUCAUCCUCCGCCUCCGCCUGAUGAGUUGUUCGAGAUUUCGACUACAGUUGAUCCCAGCUAUAUAAUCUCACUGAUAAGGAAGCUCCUUCCAAACGAUUCGAGAAGUGAAGAAUGUGAUCAAAGCACUGGGGAACGACAUAACCAUCAUAUGAAUGCCAAUAAUGUUGCAGCUAAAUCUGAAAAUAGGGAUUUCAGCAAUUCCAGUGGUGAUCCAGUGAGCAUGGACAUUGGAGGUAACAAUAACGAAUCCACUUCGGAGGAGAGGGACGACAUGGUUAGUUCAUGUCGGGAGCCUGAAAAGCUAAGCGGGUCUUCAAUGGAAGAGGCAUGGGAAGAUCAUGGUUGCGUUUUGUGGGAUCUUGCCGCCAGUAGAACUCAUGCUGAGCUAAUGGUACAGAACCUAAUUUUAGAAGUGCUUCACGCUAACCUUAUGGUUUCAAAAUCUGCCCGCAUUCGAGAAAUCUGUCUCGGGAUUAUUGGAAACCUUGCUUGCCAUGAAGGUCUGUUGAAACGUAUAGAGUCUACAGCCGGGCUAGUAAAUAUGCUAGUGGGGCAGUUGUUUCUUGAUGAUACCCAAUGCCUAAGUGAAAUUUGCAGGAUACUCACCUCGGGUCUCUAUGGGGCUGGGUGCAUUUUUUGGGCCGAGUGUUUGCAGUCUGAUGAUAUACUUCGGCGUAUUUUGUGGAUUGCGGAAAAUACCUUGAAUCCUCAUCUUACUGAAAAGAGUGUAGGGCUACUGUUAGGUAUCAUAGAAGGUCAACCAGAGGUUGGGCAGCUAUUAAUCCCUCCACUAAUGGCUUUGGGUUUGGCGAGUCUCUUGAUCAAUCUUCUUUCCUUUGAAAUGAGCAAGAUGACUAGAGAACGAAUCCCAGAAAGGUACCCCGUCCUUGAAAUUAUUCUCCGAGCUAUUGAAGCCCUUUCCGCUUCAGAUAGCCAUUCCAAAGAGAUUUGCUCUAGCAAAGAACUUUUUCAACUAGUCUGUGAACUUAUGAAACUUCAGGACAAAGCCGAGGUUGCAACGUCUUGUGUCACUGCUGGAGUUUUAAUCGCAAAUAUGCUGUCAGAAACAGUUGACUUUAUCCCAGAAGUCUCGCAAGAUUUUUCUUUCUUGGAAGGUUUGUUCAGUACAUUACCAUUUGCUUCGGAUGACAUAGAAGCAAGAAGAGCUCUUUGGAACGUUAUUGCGAGGGUACUUGCCAGAGUUAAGGAGUCUGAGAUAAACACAUUCUGUCUGAGUCAGUACAUAUUGGUUUUGGUAAGAAACUCGGAUAUUAUAGAAGAUGAUCUUCUCGAUAUACAACUUGAAGACUCAAACGAGGAUUCCCAAAACUCAUUCCCUUCCCUGAUAAAGCCAGGCGCGCGAACAAUUGCUAUACAGAAGAUUGAAUCAAUGUUGAACAAUUGGAAUAUUCGCAAGGAGGACUUACGAGAGGAAAGCAUGAAAGGGGACUGCUCUGUAAACGAAGCUGAUGUUAAAAGGCUAUCAGAUUGCUGUCAAAGAUAUAUCAAAUCGAUCGAAGGGUCUUAACUCAUGUGGAAUCUACUUUCCAUGGCCAACCAAGGCAUCACACAUUGACGAAGUCGCAAGCUUCAAGAAAGCGCCGACCCAGUGGGCUUUUGAACAGACAUAUUCAGGUCGGAACCUGCCUGGCUUUCUCAUAUCCAUAGAUCACUUUAAGGCAUAGUUUGAUAAAUUGUAAAACAGAGGAAGAGAUUCUAAACAAAAAAUUAAUCUCAAAAAUUUCAGAACUAGAAGUUUU
Eutrema salsugineum is the source of this 1914-nucleotide messenger RNA. Its product is annotated as protein saal1. The transcript is spliced from 11 exons. NCBI's taxonomy places the organism in Eukaryota, Viridiplantae, Streptophyta, Magnoliopsida, Brassicales, Brassicaceae. The record is from RefSeq and is a predicted model, not a curated record. Bases 63 to 1682 code for a protein of 539 amino acids.